Syngnathoides biaculeatus (alligator pipefish) is the source of this 4470-nucleotide messenger RNA. It is a transcript of the gene polg2, whose product is annotated as polymerase (DNA directed), gamma 2, accessory subunit. Gene Ontology annotation, biological process: mitochondrial DNA replication. Bases 1495 to 2913 code for a protein of 472 amino acids. The record is from RefSeq and is a predicted model, not a curated record. Lineage: Eukaryota; Metazoa; Chordata; Actinopteri; Syngnathiformes; Syngnathidae. Gene Ontology annotation, cellular component: mitochondrion; cytoplasm. The transcript is spliced from 8 exons.
UUGGCAAUGAGAGCUUUUUGUAGGCCAUCAUUUAGGACUGAACUAUCCGAUAAUCAUUUCCACUGACAAGGGACUGGAUUACUCUUUAUUUAUAGAUUUUAGAUGUUGUCUUGGCUUUCCAUGCCUUUUUGCACCUCCCUUUCUUCAUGUGUUCAAUGCUUUUUCCCUUUGUCAUUUCACAUUAUUACACACACCUUAAAUUCUGAUCUUAUUUGUUCUACUUUCUUUGUAUGUAUGGAUGGAACUAGGGUUGUUAUCAUCUGGUGAAAAUUUUACAUCAAUGGCACAUUUAGAAAUAUAUUCAGUUAAACAAAGGGUGAUGUUAAAUACUUAUUUGCAUCGCUGUAUGUGCAUGAAUGAGAGUGGUGUAGUACUUUAUAUAUGUGUGGUCAACACUCCAGCGUGACGGUGAGUGUGGUAAGUAAGAGAUGCAACCGGUCCAAGCAGGUUAGAAUAGUUGGAGGAAGUUGUGGUAUGUUUUGUGACACAAUAGUCGAUGCUAGGAUUAAGGACAAAGUUUAUGACAGUGGUGAGACCAGCCAUGAUGUACGGACUAGAGACAGUGGCAGCGAAGAGACAACAGGAAGCAGACCUAAGGGGUAGAAAUCAACUCAUCAAAGGGACUGCCGAUGUGAGAUGUUUUGGAGACAAACAAAGCAAAUUUAGAUGGUUUGGCCACAUCCAGAGGAGCGAUAGUGAGUACUGUACAUUGGUAGGAUGGAACUACAAGGCAAGAGAGCGAGAGUAAGACCAAAGAGAUUGAAGAAUGUGAGGGAAGACAUGAGGCUGUUAGUGUUUGAGAGAUAGGUUGACAUGGAAAAGACAUGCUUUGGUGACUCUGAAAAGGACAAGCCUAAAGAAAAUGAAAAGAUAUUGUUGCACAAAAUUUGCAACGUCAUCAGCGCAAAUCCCUGGUAUUGACUGACUAUAUAAAGCAUUUUUGUAAAUAAGUCAUAAUUCCUCUUUGGAACGGAAUGAUUGGGCUUUCGCUCAUUUUGGGGUCAGCUUGCUCCAGCAGCUGUACUAUGGGGAGCUAUCGUAUGCGAGCAAGCCUAUAACUAAGCAGUAGGUGGCGUUGUGGCGAGGUACACAAAGAAAAUCAGUAAGUACAGAAAAAACACUUCCGGGUCGCAGGCGCUGUACUAAUUUAAACGUCUAAAAUAAUGUGGUUUAGUUUCCAUUUGUAAGAUUUAUUAAACUAAAUAUUGAAAGUUAAAGGUUUUUUUUUUAAGUUUUAAAUGAGUCGAGAAACCUUUGACACGAGACGAACUUAACAGCAAGCAAGCGGAUUUUGCGGCACCGACAUAAGGUUUUUGGCUUCUCGCAGCAUGCGGGCUAAACAAACAAUGUUGUGUCAUCUUGCUCAACUUUUCUCCCACUAAACACGACCUUUUAAAAUAUAUUGUCAUUGUAACUGCAUGGUUAGUUGCGUUAUUUGUCAGAUUAUGCCCUCUAACUUGACAGUUUCGACAUUUUACCAGCUCGUUCCUCAUCAUGUUCAGCCACUUUGUAAAAAGCGCCCUGCCAAGGUGUGAGUUUACUUUUACGUACACUGCUUGGCAACAUACAAGAGGAUGGUGCGGUGCAUCAACGAAUUUGGAUCAGGCCAGGACUUUGUUGCAACUCAUUGUGGACCGAGGUUUCAUCUCACCUGGGCACGCCAAUGUGGAGCUGUUUAAACGUGGUACCACUUGCAGCUACGGGCCACUUGGCAGCGAGUUAAGAGAGAAUGUGCUUCACCAAUGGUGGCGUUCAAUGACUGGAUCCAGACAACAGGUUUUUGAGAUAAACACGCCGAGCAGCAGCGGGAGUCCGGAUAUAGUUGCGGGACGGUGGGGACACCUCAGAAUUGUAGAACCCGAUGACGUCCGAAAUGUACUGAACGAGACAGAGCUGAGCAGGGAGCAGCUUGUCCACAGCGUCCGCAUGUUUCUGCAAAGAUCACCUUUGCUUAGAACCAACCUCAUUCAAGGAGCUUUGGAGCAGUUUGUCCCCUUAUUUGAAUUGGUGAACAGGAAACUCCCAUUUGGCAUUGCUGAGACUGGUAGAUGUUUCCAGCCCUCACAGGAUGGCUCGGCUGGUGAGGGUUCAUCGAUAAACACACAUUCCAUUUGUGUCUUUCCAGAGGGCCAGACUUGUCAGACGUUAAAUGGUGAAUGUCUUGCUCCAGUUUACACUGAAAAGACAGAAGUCACACAUGGAUCUCUGGUCUGGUUCUGCUCUCCACGGACUUCCUCGCAGUGGUUGGACCACUGGGCUCGACAGAGGCUCAAGUGGUGGAGAAAGGAUGAAUUAGAGGAAGUGGCAUCCCGUGGUGUGAAGAUCUACUACAAAUUCCCAUGGGGUCAGGAGGCCCUGGAGGUUCUGUCGAGCCGAGGAGACUGCGAACUGCUGCAGAUGCACAAAGGAGUCCGCUCUAAAUUUCAGAGUCGAGAUGGUCAGAAGUCUGUUGCUCACAUAGUUUCAAUAACCGGGAACAUUGAUCGUGGUUUGUUGGCCUUUCUGUCCAACUCGCUGCAGCUGCACAACAGAGAAGACAUCAAACAGAAGCUACAUCAAAGAAAGGUUCUGAAAUUGCAUCCAUUGUUGGCUCCGGUCAAAGUGGCUCUAGGUAUUGGCAGGGGAGCUACAAUGGAGCUAAGGCAGGUUUGUGAAGGCCUCUGGCAGGAGUUAAAGGAAGCCAAAAUCUCUGCUUGGCCUGGAUAUCUUGAAACAUCACCUGUGCCAAUGGAGCAGCUGAACUCCAAGUAUGAUGAAAUGGGUGUGCUUUUCACCGCAGUGAUCAGUGAGAACACUUUGGAGAGCGGCCUCCUGCAAGUCCGCAGCAGAGAUACCACUAUCAAAGAGACCAUGCACAUCUCGGAACUGAACAACUUCCUCAGCAGAUAUAUUUCUGCUGCAGACAACAUGUAAAUUAUCUAGCUGCGUCCUGAUUUCAUCCUGUACUUUUGUAUUGUUGUACAUACAAACUAAUUGACAAUACCCCCCACUUACCCCAUUUAAUAUGAACAUGUCAGUAAAAGGAUCAUAGCAGAAUCAAUGUUUUCAAACACAUUUUGUCAUUCAAGCCAUUCUGAAUAUACAAUUAAUGUACAGAAUUUACAAUAUCAUCCCAGAUCUAAUACAAGGGGUUUACGACGCUGUUUCAAGGUUACAAAUGGUUUGCGAUUACCUGGUUUUGUCACAAGUCAUAAGAAGGUACCCUCAGACACUACUAUAGUUACUGUUUAGUGUUUCAUAUUCUGGCCAUGAGGUGUUUUCCUUCCAAAUAAAGAAUUUAAUGUAAUUUUGACUUCAUUAAAUGCUUUAGCGUCAGUUUGUGAUCAACUAUGGCAGAAGUGCUAAAUUGAAGGCCCAGCCAUUUAAUGUGACAGCAAAAGUAAACGACGACCAUCAUUUUUCAUGCUCAAACACUAACAUUGAAAUUGUCUUCACUUUUUGAAAAAAUGAGAUUUUGCAAGCAUUUUUUGUGAUCAAUACUUUUAAAAUUAGUUAUUGGCUUCUCGUAUCAAAACUUCCCCAAUGUGGCCCAUGGCAAAAAUGACUUUGAUACCCCUGGUGGAUGGCAUCCAAUGUACAGAUUAGGAAAUAGGAAGCAAACUAAUUCUUCACGGCUCAUGAAAGUCCUCGGAUCGACUUGCCAAAAGAGUCACUACGUUUGCAUGUUCUUCUUGUGCCUGCGUGAGUUUUCUCAGGGCACCACAGAAGCUGGAACCACUAACACAGGGACAAGAGAAGCAAAAUCCCCACUCCAUGCAUGUGAACUCUCACCAUGCAAACCUAUCUAAAAUGUAUGAAAAAAGAAAAAAUUAAAAAAGAUACCAAAAAUAAUGAUUAUAGCUAAAUUAAUAAUCUGAUAACAACAUUGACAAAGAAUGCAGAAGUCAAAAGUCUAUUUUCACACUUGGGAAAUAUUCUUGGUAUUUGUCAGUGGGCACCCUACCCAGCAAAGGAAUCAAGAGUCUAAAUUUAUCAUAUUGAGGAAAGGUGACCAGUUGUCUAUGAAUAUAUGUUAAAAAAAAAAAAAAACAUUUAAAAUUGCGGUGAUACUUUUUGUAACUCAAUAUAUUCUGUGAUGAGCCUUAGCCACUGAUUAAUAUCAAUGGCUUCUUUUUCCAAUUUAAUGGAAUUGUUUUCUUAGCAAGAGUUAACACAACAAGCAAUGUACAUGUUUAUUAGAAAGGUUAUUUAAUCCUAAAUUGCCAGGCAUGUAUAAUCUAGUUGUAAGUGGUCCUUAAAUUCGAAAUAUGAGAUUUUGUGUAACUGAUUAUAUAUAUAGCAUGAGCAUAUAGCAUGAAAAUAGGUAUCUGGGGUAUCUUGGGUGUAUUGCACACAUAUUUUAUGGAAAGAAGCCCAUUUUAUGCAUAAGAGUAAAAUGUACUCAAUGGAGUAGAUUUUAUAUUCUGUUAUCAUGUUAAAUGUAUUGUUACAUAUGUGUAUCCAGUACUUACAGUGCCAAGAAAAAGUAUU